AUCAAGUUAAAACCUUCGUUUGAGAAUAAAAUUAUGUAUCACUUAACGGUGGUGGUAUAUAUAAAUUUACCUGAAUCUAAAACUGAAAUUCUCCCACUGUUCUUCGCGCUUGUUUUCUUCUCUGGUCAGUAAGAUAUAUAUUGCCAUUUACUCCUUGAUUGCUUGUUCUGGGAUUAAAAAAAAUGGAGAAACAAGCAGAGAUAGAACUAAGGCCCGAAGACAGAGGAGAUGAUUAUGAUGCUAUUGUUGUGGGGUCUGGAUAUGGUGGUUCUGUUGCUGCUUGUCGAAUGUCAAGGGCGGGAAUAAAGGUUUGUCUGCUAGAGAAAGGCCGGAGAUGGAAAGCAGAGGAUUUCCCAACUGACAGCUGGAAGAUUAUGUCAGCUGUGAGGUAUCAGAACCAGAACUUAGGCAUCAGAUUUGGACCAGAGGAUGCUUUAUUUCAGUUAUAUGAACAGAAUGAUUCUUUAGCAGCAGUGGCUUGUGGACUUGGUGGAGGUUCCCUAGUCAAUGCUGGAGUGAUGCUGCCAACACCAAUUCGUGCUAGAAGGAAUCUAAAAUGGCCAAAGGAAUGGGAAAGAGAUUGGGAUAUUUGUGAGUCUUCUGCUGCAGCAAUGCUGAGAAUUCAAAGCAGUUCAGUCAAAUUUCCUAUAGCCAAAGUCAUGGGAGAAAUAGCUGGAGCAGAGUUUGAAGCAAAUAUUGAGAGCUCCGUAAAGCUAAGUGUGAAUUUUGAUGUUGAAGAACCUCCUUCUAAUCCACCAAGGCUUGAGCAGAUUAAUAGCUGCUUUGCCUGUGGAAAUUGUCUUGCUGGGUGUCCUUACAAUGCCAAAAAUUCAACCGAUAAAAACUAUCUUAUCUCAGCAAUACAGGCAGGAUGCACUAUAAGGACAAAAUGUCAAGUUCAGUAUGUGAUCAAGAAUCCCCAUGGAAUUUGCCAACCAGGCGGAAUUAGCAGAGAAAGAAGAUGGCGUGUUUACAUAAAUGAGAUUGACUACAUAACAUCCGAUUGGGUAAUUCUGUCAGCUGGAGUUUUGGGCACAACUGAGAUACUUUUCCGGUCACAGAUGAGAGGAUUGAGGCUUCCAGAUACUCUCGGAUCUGGAUUCAGUUGUAAUGGCAAUAAUCUCGCUUAUGUUGCUGGCUGGAAGCCCUGCACCCCUGAAUGGUUAUGGAUUGAACAGAAAGCAAUUAUCAGAGACACCUUUCCAAGAUAGGCCAGGGCCAUCUAUCUCUUCAUCUCACACUUCUUCAUUGGGUUUUACAAUCCAGAGUGCUAUACUUCCAAGAGCUUAUCCGUAUCUGUUGUUUGAAGGGAUUACAACUUAUACCUGGCCAACUGGUUACCAGUUC
Molecule: messenger RNA, 1347 nt
Organism: Populus euphratica (Euphrates poplar)
Lineage: Eukaryota; Viridiplantae; Streptophyta; Magnoliopsida; Malpighiales; Salicaceae
Product: long-chain-alcohol oxidase FAO1-like
Exons: 5
Coding region: 183-1211 (342 amino acids)
Molecular function (GO): oxidoreductase activity, acting on CH-OH group of donors; flavin adenine dinucleotide binding
Source: RefSeq, a predicted model, not a curated record